Aureobasidium namibiae CBS 147.97 is the source of this 747-nucleotide messenger RNA. RefSeq lists its product as uncharacterized. The coding region runs from base 1 to 747 and encodes 248 amino acids. The transcript has a single exon. The record is from RefSeq and is a predicted model, not a curated record. Lineage: Eukaryota; Fungi; Ascomycota; Dothideomycetes; Dothideales; Saccotheciaceae.
AUGAAUACCAGCAACUCGCAGCAGCCCUCGCAUGACGCUGAACGGCCAUUUGCCGGACUCGAAAUCGAUGACUACGAGGAAGUGAUGAACACCAAGGCGCGACUCGACAAAGCACGUCAAGAGGUGGACAAAAGAUACGAGGCUUUGUCAAAGUGUCAUCUCGAUAAUAUGACCUACGCAAAGGCACAGCUCGAUCACGCACGCCAGAAAGAGAAGGAUUGCUUCGAGGAUUUGGAGUGGGAACACAAUCAGCUUGUCAAAGUCGUGUCGCUGUUCGUUCGACCUGAGGCUGGCGCUAGCACUCGUGGCACUGAAGAGCUUGGGGACGACACCGACACAUCAUCGCUUGGUCUGCUUCCGGGACCAAGGCGGAAAAUACGGCCACCCACCAGGGCUCGUACUACUCGUCCAGUAUCGCAAGUUGGCCGGCGAACCCAAGCGGCUGGUAAACAUGCAGCAGCACGAGGCUCGUCGAGAUCUCUUGGUUACCCAUCGUUUCUGCCAGGUCCGACUCUUGGCUUGCGCGCAAGAAACGAUGCUCGACUCAAAGCCCUCAUUGAGACCGUAGCUACGGGCAAAGCAUCUCAGGACCAGAAAAAUGUCUUUCAGACAAUCGUAGACGGUAUAAAUGUCAAAAACUUCCGGAACGGGUUCAUUCGCAAUGAGGCUCUUCACAGUGGACAUGGUUCUGACCCAGCUUUUCUCGCUGUCAUCUGCCUUCAAUUCUGUCAAACGGAUUCCGAUUAA